GUUUUCCGGGAAGCCGUAUCUGACUCAAGCCGCGAGAAAUCGUAAUUAUUUGUGUUUUAUCUGCCUCUCUACCUCUCAAACCUUUUUGAUAACUUGGAAAGUCUUAACGCCAAAUAUGAAGAGGUCAAGAUAAACGUGUUUUGUACAGACAUUACAUUUGCAUUGCCUCGUAAAUCCUGCCACGUCGUAUUGCUCGCUGAACCGACAUUGCAGAGCGUUCUUUGAAAUUCAAAAGGCAGACUCCUUUCAUCGCGAACGCCAGCUAGCAGGGAAGAGGGCCAGUGGGAGCCUGGCGGACUCUAUCGUGCGUCUGAAAACAGGCCGUGAAAUCCUGUUAUUUGCAAGGUCACAUCUAAGAAUCCCCGUUUAGAAGAGUACUACUGGGCAUUGAUAAACAUGUCGGGAGUACUAAAGUCUUCACAAGAGAAGGACAAUUUCCAGCGCCUCAUACGUCUGCUGAUUGCCGGCGGGACACGAGUCCUGAGGGAGACCUUUGAUUAUCUCUUGCCUCCUACUAACCUCACUAGCAUCUUGCUAAAUCACCAACGCACUCUGAUACACGGCAGACAACGCCUCUUGCCCUACCAACGGACUGUGGUGUACCCCUCCCCUGGGGUAACAGGUACCUCGGAGAAGUUUGACGUCACGUUGAUGAUGAUGCUUAUUCAGCGCUUGGGUGGUUUGCCACCGCCAUCCUCUGGGGGCUGGGACGCGAUGCCUGCUGAUGGGGACGUUUUACGCUCUGAUGAUCUCGUGCGCAUAAGGUUGUAUCGCAAUGAUCUGUACGCGCAUUCACGUGACAUGGAAGUGACGGACGCGGACUUCAAGGACCUGUGGAGUAGGAUUAGCGCAGUCUUAGUGCGGUUGAUGGCGCAUUUAAGUGCGGCAAAGGAACAGCAAUGGAAAAACGAGAUAGCAAUUUUACAAAACGCACCGUUAACUACUGAUGACGAGUUGAAUAUUGAAGAGUUAAAGAAUUGGUACGCACGUGAUUCUGAAGUCAAGGAUCAAUUGCUUAGUAUCGAAGCUAGCAUAGAGAAGAUGCAUGGCACACUGGGCGAAGUGGCGGAGUUUCAGCGGCAAGAAAGCUACUCGAAGACAUGCAAAAAGCAACACCACGAAUACAAGCCAUUGGAUCACUUCUGUCACGAUUGUCGAGAGAUCGGGUGUGAAAUGUGUGGGGUUAUGAUACACCGUAAUCACCGAUUCCAUCCUACUUCUACAGACCCUAUUUUACACAGAAUUAAAGAAGAGAUCAAAAGAUGUGUCGAAAAGACCAAGACCAGACUUAGGGAAGGCGAUCAAGAAAUCGAUUGCUUGAACCAAGAAGCCUCUAUGGGAGAGCUUCGGCUCCAGCAAGUACAGAAAAUGAUGCAAAAUUUCGUGAAUAAAACGAUUGAUUUGAUUCGCCACCAAGAAGAGGAACUUCUCUCUGAGUUGGCUAAGAUAAGAGCCGCAAUGAGUAUUGAAGUAACUGAGCACAAGACGCGAAUUCGAGAUUUUAACAAGGAAACAUCCCAAGUUAUAGAAUACGCGGAAAAUUUGCUAGAGAAGGGAAGCACCCUUGAGAUUUGUCAGCUAGCCGAGGAAGUGAAGGCCAACUUACAACAGCAGUCCAGUUUAGAGUUUGUGUCUUCUCCGCUAGCAACCAAAGGCAAAAUCUUCUCUCCAAAUACUGCAUUCCUCGACUUGCUGACCACGAAUGGCAUAGGGCGCGUUACUAGCGUGGAUCCCUCACUGUGCAACGCGGAGGGUCCGGGGGUAUCACUAUCCGCGGGGAAGCUCCAAAUCGGUCUGCAAACAUACUUCAAGGUCUCGACUUUCACGCCAAAGGGAGAACUCAUCCAUGCCCCGUACGAAGGUGUAAGCGUCAGCGUGACCUAUGACGUCACAUAUAACGCAGUCACGCAAGACCUGACUGACAAUGUAAAAGAUAAUCGAGAUGGUACUUACACGGUCACCUACACCCCGAUGCACACUGGGAUGUGCUACGUGGCUGUGAUGAUCAAAGGAGCCCACAUCAACGGCAGUCGAUUUAAGAUGGAAGUCAUACCACGAAAGUACCAAGCAAUCAUAGAAAUCGGCGCGAAAGGCCAAGGUCAGGGGGACUUCAGUGGUCCAUGGUGCUCCGCUGAGAACAGUGCCGGCGAAAUUUUUGUGACGGACCGACAAAAUAACCGUCUCCAAGUUUUCACCCCAGACGGGGGGUUCCUCCGCACAAUAGGGGAGUUCGGGUCGGGGAAGGGGCAGCUGAUCGAGCCCAGGGGGGUCGUGGUGUCUGCUAACGAUGACGUCAUAGUAUCAGACACGGGAAAUCACCGAAUACAGGUUUUCGCUAAGAGUGGAAGCUUUAAGUUUAUGUUUAGCGGAGCUGGUAGCCGCGAGGGAUACUUGAGGAAGCCCUACGGGGUCGCUGUGGAUAAUGACCAGAAUAUCAUCGUCAGUGACCUUGGGAAUCGCCGAGUUCAAGUCUUUAAUCCCGUGGGGGAGGUGGUGCGUGUGAUAGGCGCUGACUCUAUUAUAGAGUCAUAUUACUGUAUCUAUCAUGACCAUCACUACAUCGUGUCGGACAGCGGUAGCAGCACUAUCAAGGUCUUUUCCCAAGAUGGCGCACUUGUCCAGGAAUUUGGCGGGAAAAAGGGAGCGUUGGGCUUGUUGAGUAAGUCCACAGGUAUGACGUUUAACCAUUUGCGUGGGCUGGCCAUUGACAAAUGUGGAUAUCUUUUGGUUUGCGAUUCUUGGAAUGACUGUAUUCAAAUCUUUAAACACGAUGCAAGCUGGCGUUUUACCUUGGUAGGAAAGUUUGGUUCAGAAGGAGAAAAGAUCGGUAAAUUCAAACAGCCGACGACGGCUACAGUACUACGGAAUGGACGAAUUGUAGUGUGUGAGUUUCAUAAUUGCCGUGUGCAGAUCUUUGAGUAGGCAUUGUUAUUUGCCUAUCGGAAAAUCGUUCAAUAGAAAAAGUUGUGUCGAGGUUUUAUUUGCGAUACAAAUAUUUUAAAUUUGGAUUUAGAUUGCAUUAUAGCCGAUCAACUCAAUAAGCUUCCAUAGACAGUGGUGUUCCAACAAAAUAGUGAACAAGAGUGAAUAGUACCACCUUGAAGCCUGAGCUUAGAGGAGAUUAAGAUUGGGCUUUGUUUGUAGUCAUUACAGAUCAAUAUAAUCUUCAUUUAUUGCACCGACUAAUGCUUGAGACGUCAGCAAAACUACCGUAAAUGAUCUAUUAAACGCCCCCUUACUAAAGAACGCCUCCUAUCUAAUGAACGCCCCCUCCCCCCUAAGCUUACAAGUUUAUAUUGAACGCCCCUCUCUAAUAAACGCCUUUCUCUAUUUAACGCCCCGGGCGUUUAUUGUAUCAUUUACGGUACUCGUGUUUUUAGAGAGGCUGACGACAUGCACCUUCAGCCCUUUGCUGAUUUAUUUCCCAAUAAACUUCUUCUAGCUUUAAUAAUCUUUACGUUAAAUAUAAAGAGGUACAAGCGAGCGCUCGCUGCCACUACAGGUCAGCAGUGUUUUUUUUCUGCGUAGUGAAAAAGGUGGCUUCACGGAAAUAUGCGCGCGGGUGAAAUGUUACCUCGAUAUCAUUACCUCGUCUAGCCGAAACUUUGUAUACACCUAUUUCACAAAAGGUUGUCAGUGCAAAGGGCGAAUGACAAAUGGCUUUUAUGGGUACUAAUUAUUCUUAAAAAAUGUGUUAAAUAAAGUCCAGUAAUGUCAGAGCCAAGCAUUUGUAACCUUUAAUGGAUAAUUGUUUUGAUUUAUCCAUAUUUUUCGAGACGCUUGUUUUUUUCGGCCGUAGAACUGCCAUUUGUCAAUCGCCAUUUGCCAUUUGCACUGACAAUCUUUAUUGAAAUAGGUAUAUGCGGGGAUCAUUUGGUUUGGGCCAGAGACUAGAUCAUGUGACUCAACUUCGUUAACCACAGGGUACCCGAACAUGCACAUGCAGAUUCAUGACAUGCUAUCUUCCUAGCCUUUUUGAACAAAUCCUUUCUAGUAAAACCUAAUUUGGUAGGUCAAACCAAA
This is a messenger RNA of Nematostella vectensis (starlet sea anemone), 4023 nucleotides long. Its product is annotated as E3 ubiquitin-protein ligase TRIM71. Gene Ontology annotation, molecular function: protein binding; ubiquitin protein ligase activity; zinc ion binding. The record is from RefSeq and is a predicted model, not a curated record. The transcript is spliced from 4 exons. Bases 397 to 2922 code for a protein of 841 amino acids. Gene Ontology annotation, biological process: protein polyubiquitination; proteasome-mediated ubiquitin-dependent protein catabolic process. Lineage: Eukaryota; Metazoa; Cnidaria; Anthozoa; Actiniaria; Edwardsiidae.